AAACAAAUUUGUCGGUGACAGGCACCUUUCUUGCACAAUAAAUUCAUCUCUACAAUACGAUUCCAUUCCUUUUUCUUCUUCUUCAGGCCCAGAUCCAACAUCCCCGAUUUCUUUAAUUAGGCUUUGUUCAUUCAACUUCCAAUCUUAGCCAAUCAUUUCCUUAAUCACAGUUCCACUAGUUAAUCAAAGGCAAAAAGCGGACAGAUCUUGACUGAUAGGUUCUAUUCAGCUGCAGAGUUUUGGGUCUUUUUCUAGCGGUUCCAUUUCCCGAGGACUCCAGAUUUCCACCUACCCUGGUGACCUAUUGCGAAGUUCCCCAUCGUUUCAAUGUAUUGUGCUUGAGCUGGAUCUUGGUUAUUUGACUCAUCUGAGCGUUGCAUUUACGAGGCUGCUUUGUACUGCGCGAAAUGGGAGAGAAAUCGAGGUCUAGAGGAUUUUGUGGAUGGUUUCUGGUGUUGGUGAUUCUUGGUUUGAUCGCUGGUGCUAUAGUAUUUGCAGUCAAGAAGAAGUCGAGUCACUCUGAUGAUGAGCCUGCUCCAGUUCCGGGCCCCCCUGGCGCAAUCGUGAAGAAAUAUUCCGAUGCUCUCAAAAUAGCCAUGAAGUUUUUCGAUGUGCAGAAGUCUGGGAAGUUGGUAGAUAACACAAUUUCUUGGAGAGGGGAUUCGGGGUUGAAAGAUGGAACUGAAGCGAAAUUGGAUCUAUCUAAGGGGAUGUAUGACGCUGGGGAUCAUAUCAAGUUUGGUUUCCCAAUGGCUUUUACUGCAACAGUGUUAUCUUGGUCUAUCCUCGAGUAUGGAGAUCAGAUGGACGUCGUGGGUCAAUUGGAUCCUGCCAAAGAUUCUCUAAAGUGGAUUACUGACUAUCUUAUUAAUGCUCAUCCUUCAGAAAACGUGCUUUACAUUCAGGUCGGGGAUCCUGAUAUAGACCAUGCCUGUUGGGAUAGGCCUGAAACCAUGACUGGGAAGAGGCCACUCACGAUGAUCAAUGCCUCUUUUCCAGGAACAGAUGUAGCAGCAGAAACCGCUGCAGCUAUGGCUUCAGCAUCUCUUGUGUACAAGAAAACUGAUCCCACCUAUUCAGACUUGCUUCUUAAGCAUGCUGAGGAAUUGUUUUCUUUUGCCGAUGAGCAUCGAGGUUUGUACAGUGUCAGCAUUCCUAAAGUCCAAACCUACUACAAUUCAACAGGAUAUGGAGAUGAACUUCUAUGGGCUGCGAGCUGGCUGUAUCAUGCAACAGAGGAUGAAACCUACCUUAAUUAUGUGUCUGGAGACAAUGGGAAAUUGUAUGCAAAAUGGGGAAGCCCCACCUGGUUUAGUUGGGAUGACAAGCAUGCAGCAACCCAAGUUUUAUUGUCUCGCUUAAACUUCUUUGGCUCCGAAGGUGUUUCAAAGUCGGUUCAAGUUUACAAGAAAACAGCCGAAGCUGUCAUGUGUGGCCUAAUCCCAGAGUCUCCAACCGCAACAAGCAGCAGAACAGAUGAUGGUCUCAUAUGGGUCAGUGAAUGGAACGCUCUGCAGCAUCCUGUGUCUUCAGCAUUCUUAGCUUCCCUUUACAGUGAUUACAUGCUUACCUCCAGAACUGCAAAAUUUUCUUGCAGUGGGGAGACCUACACACCAGCAGAUCUAAGAAAUUUUGCCAAAUCUCAGGCUGAUUAUGUGUUGGGCAACAAUCCUAUGAAAAUGAGCUAUCUGGUGGGAUAUGGUGACAAAUUUCCACAGUAUGUCCACCACAGAGGUGCGUCAAUCCCAACUGAUGCCACAACCAAAUGUAAAGAUGGGUUUAAGUGGCUCCUCUCGACCAAACCAAACCCAAAUAUAGCUUAUGGAGCUCUUGUAGGCGGGCCCUUCCUUAAUGAGUCAUAUAUUGACUCACGAAACAAUUCCAUGCAAGGGGAACCAAGCACAUACAACAGCGCUCUGGUCGUGGGCCUGCUAUCGAGUUUAGUGACCACCUCCUCAGCAUUGCAAUCCUUCACCUAAUGCAGCUGGUAUAUAUUUAUAUUCUAUUAUCCAAAUUUGUGAUCGUUUUAUGUUUUGUAGCUUGCCAUUUAUUUGUGCUGAGAGUGUUAGUACCUCUUGCAAGUGAGCGUUUGCCUAUCCUCUAACAAAAGUGAAGCCGCACAGUAAAAUUAACCGUGUAUCUGAUGUGUGAAGUGAACCGAGCUGUUUUGGCACCUUUCCCAAACAAUUAUGAGUAAUUCUUUAUUGGAGUUAUAUAUAUUGAAACUUGUUGUUGCCUCGUC
Cucurbita pepo subsp. pepo (vegetable marrow) is the source of this 2242-nucleotide messenger RNA. RefSeq names its product endoglucanase 10. Lineage: Eukaryota; Viridiplantae; Streptophyta; Magnoliopsida; Cucurbitales; Cucurbitaceae. Gene Ontology annotation, molecular function: hydrolase activity, hydrolyzing O-glycosyl compounds. Gene Ontology annotation, biological process: carbohydrate metabolic process. The record is from RefSeq and is a predicted model, not a curated record.